Durusdinium trenchii is the source of this 1197-nucleotide messenger RNA. Lineage: Eukaryota; Dinophyceae; Suessiales; Symbiodiniaceae. The record is from the annotation of a GenBank genome assembly.
AUGUUCACCGAGCAUGCUCCUGAGAAGCCAACAUCCGCCGACGUUAUUGAAGAGAAGAUCAAGGGAGUUGAUGAACAUGUGGGGUCCCUAACGAGGGACGCAAGAAAAGCUCAGUGGGAGAUCGACUCCCUGUCCCUUGCAAGGGACCUAGCUCAAAUAGGCAAGCUCCUCGACUUGACGGUCCAGAAUGAACACAGCAAACGGACGGAGCGGAUCCUGCACCUGAGGAACCAGAAUACCAUAGGAGCCAGUCUAGUGGCUGACUGGAUGUCUACAAACCUGGCUGUGCAUUCAGGGCCUAUGAAGGACCAAGUCAACCUCGUUGAUCGGUUCAUGGUGCGCAGCCCUGGAAGUCCAGCAAUCAUUUGGGUCGAUCUCAUGAAAGCUGGGCGCCUCACAGGCGGUGAUGUGUCGGACUACGUGGACCUGAUUGGAGUGGCUUUGCAAAAAGCUGGCAAGAUGGGCUGCGCCAUCGUGGUGUCUCCCUUUUUGUCUUCUGAGAAGAUCCCAAACAGGGGGUCACAGGGGAGGCUGGAAGCCAAGUUUGAUGCGAAAUCAAUCUGGUCAGAGGCAAUCACAGUUCGGUGCUCGCAACCACCAUCACAGCGCAAAGUACCAAUUCAAUUUGACGGUUGGGUCCUUCUCGCUGAAAGCAGCCGGGACGAGAACAUAUUCAGGAGCUGCCAAUUGAUUCAAGACAGGUCCAACAGACACGAGGUCGCCUGGCAGGCGGAAGCAAAUUACAUAGUUCCAGUUGCCAGCAAGGAUACGGUACCACAUGCAUCGGAAGGAAUGAGGUCGUUAAGCGAUGUGCAAGAGACUGCGCAAUUCUUGGCUGGCGAAGAUCUCCCUCGCAUUCUGUUGAAAAGCGUGCUGCAGAAGAGUGAACUCCCCGACACAUGUCAGUCUGUGAGUAUGAUCAAUUUGACUGGCUACGAUGGAUGGCUUGAGAAGGUGUGCAGGCGGUGGCGGGAGCGGGAGACCCCCCAACUUUCCAUGAAAGUCUUGACCCUUGCAAAGAAUCUGGCCACGGCAGAGUUUGUGGAGAAAUCCCUAGCCCUGGAACUGAUGGAGGACAUGAUGGUUUCAAAUCCAGGGUCAAAUCCAGUUUUCGUAACAAAUGAAUGGGUCUCCAGGUUCAGUAAAAGUACCAUUCAUUCCCAUUCAAUUGUUUUGUCAUGCCUUGUCCGUAGCUAG